Messenger RNA from Astyanax mexicanus (Mexican tetra), 3871 nucleotides. RefSeq names its product glucosidase II alpha subunit b (gene ganabb). Gene Ontology annotation, cellular component: glucosidase II complex. Gene Ontology annotation, biological process: carbohydrate metabolic process; N-glycan processing. The transcript has 24 exons. The record is from RefSeq and is a predicted model, not a curated record. Bases 16 to 2955 code for a protein of 979 amino acids. Lineage: Eukaryota; Metazoa; Chordata; Actinopteri; Characiformes; Acestrorhamphidae. Gene Ontology annotation, molecular function: carbohydrate binding; glucan 1,3-alpha-glucosidase activity.
GGGUAUAAUAACUGUAUGGUGGCGGGGAGCUGUUAUAGGCUGUGCGGAUUGGGACGCAGCCAGUCAGUAGAGGAUCCUCUGCUACCCAGCAGCCUCAGAGUAAACCAGCCCAGAUCCGGGGGGCGGGGCGAACAGAGCCGCUGCAAGAUGGCUGCUGCCUUCAAUGAAAGGAUGGGCCUCCUAUUAGGGCUCUGUGUCUUUUUUCUUCUUGGUGGUGUUUGGGCUGUGGACAGAGGAAACUUUAAAACCUGCAAUCAGAGUGCCUUCUGCAAGCGUCAGCGAGCACUGAAGCCAGGGCAAUCUUCUUAUAGAGCUUUACUGGACACUCUGGAGCUGAGUGACUCCAGACUCACUCUGCAGCUCAUCAAUGACAACAACAAGGUGCACUUGUUGCUGGAGCUGUACAGGCUGCAGGGGAACAUCACUCGUGUGAAAAUAAAUGAGCUCAAACCCCUGAAGCCUCGUUUCGAGGUGCCAGACGUGCUGAUAGGGGAGCCACCUACUGAGCCUCUCUCAGUGCUGUCCAGAGAUGAUAAUGGCUUGGUAUUGUCACUGGGGGUGGAGAGCCAGAGGCUGAUAGUUAGUGCUCGUCCAUUCAGACUGGACAUCAUGGAGGGGCCUGAAGUGCUUCUGUCUCUUAACUCCCGUGGCCUGCUAGCUUUUGAACACCUGAGGCUCCGCAAGGACACGCAAGCAGACCCAGAGAGUGCAGAAGUGAAAGAGAACGUAGAUGAAGCUGAAAAGCAGGAUGAGGAAGAGAAGGCAGAAGGUGGCGGGAAAGAUAAAGAGGAAGACGGCCUGUGGGAGGAGACAUUCAAGAGUCACACAGACAGUAAACCGAAUGGUCCCACAGCUGUUAGUUUAGACUUUUCCUUGCCUGGAGUAGAACAUGUAUAUGGUAUACCAGAACAUGCCGACAACCUUAAACUCAAAACCACUGAUGGGGGAGAACCUUACAGGCUGUACAAUCUGGAUGUGUUCCAGUAUGAGCUUUAUAAUCCUAUGGCCUUAUAUGGAGCUGUGCCUGUAAUGCUGGCGCAUAACACACAGAGAACCAUGGGCAUCUUCUGGCUCAAUGCUGCUGAGACCUGGGUGGACAUCAGCUCAAACACUGCUGGCAAAACAGUGUUUGGGAAGAUGUUGGACUUUGUCCAGGGCUCUAGUGAAACUCCUCAGACUGAUGUCCGUUGGAUCUCUGAGAGUGGAAUUAUUGAUGUCUUUAUCAUGCUCGGACCAAAACCAUCUGAUGUCUUCACACAGUAUGCCUCACUUACAGGCACCCAGUCCUUCCCUCCUCUGACUGGUCUGGCCUAUCACCAGUGUCGUUGGAACUACAAUGACCAGGAUGAUGUUAAGGCAGUGGAUGAAGGCUUUGAUCAGCACGACAUCCCAUGUGACUUUAUCUGGCUGGACAUUGAGCACACAGAUGGCAAGCGCUACUUUACCUGGGACCCUCACAAGUUCCCCCAGCCCAAAGAUAUGUUGCAGGGCAUCAAGGACAAGAGGCGCAAGAUGGUGGCCAUCGUUGAUCCUCACAUUAAGGUGGACAGUGGCUACAAGAUCCACAACGAGAUCCGUGACAAAAACUUCUAUGUCAAGAAUAAAGAUGGUGGAGACUAUGAGGGAUGGUGCUGGCCAGGCAACUCUGGUUACCCAGACUUUACUAAUCCAGAGAUGAGAGCCUGGUGGGCCAGUAUGUUUGCGUAUGAUCAGUAUGAGGGUUCAAUGGAAAAUCUCUACACGUGGAAUGAUAUGAAUGAACCCUCUGUGUUUAAUGGCCCGGAAGUAACUAUGCACAAAGAUGCGAUGCAUGGCCAUUGGGAGCACAGAGAUGUCCACAAUCUCUAUGGCUUGUAUGUGCACAGGGCUACAGCUGAAGGUCAGAUCCAACGUUCUGGGGGAACAGAGAGGCCCUUUGUUCUUACUAGAGCCUUCUUUGCUGGUUCACAGAGAUAUGGUGCUGUGUGGACUGGAGAUAACGCAGCUGAGUGGGACCAUCUGAAGAUAUCUGUCCCUAUGUGUCUAAGCCUGGGCCUGGUGGGCAUCUCUCUAUGUGGAGCUGAUGUCGGUGGUUUCUUUAAGAGCCCAAGUGCUGAAUUGUUGGUCCGUUGGUACCAGACUGGUGCAUAUCAGCCAUUCUUCCGAGCUCAUGCCCACCUGGAUACUCCCAGACGGGAGCCCUGGCUUUUUGGCCCAGAAAACACUGCUCUCAUUCGGGAAGCCAUUCGCCAGCGCUAUGCUCUCUUGCCUUACUGGUAUCAGCAAUUCUACCAGGCACACAAGACUGGUCAGCCUGUUAUGAGGGCACUGUGGGUUGAGUAUCCUAAAGACACCGCUACUUUUACUAUUGAUGAUGAGUUCCUGAUUGGACGAGACUUGCUGGUCCACACUGUUACUGAAGAAGGGGCACGAGGGGUAACAGCCUAUCUGCCUGGCCUGGGGGAGGUUUGGUAUGAUGUGCACACAUUCCAGAAACACAACGGUGCUCAGAACCUCUACAUCCCCGUCACAAUGAGCUCUAUCCCGGUGUUCCAGCGUGGCGGCUCAAUCAUUCCGAGAAAGGUCCGAGUUCGAAGGUCAUCUGAAUGCAUGGAGAAUGAUCCAUACACCCUGUUUGUUGCCCUCAGCCCACAGCGAGUUGCUGAAGGUGAACUCUACAUAGAUGAUGGUCACACCUUUAACUUCCAGACAAAGAAAGAGUUCAUUCACCGGGGUCUUUCCUUUGUCAAUAAUGUGCUUACAUCCAAGAACUUGUGUCCAGAGUCUAACUUCUCUACUAAAUCUUGGAUUGAGAAGGUUCUCAUAUUGGGAGCCAGUAAACCCAGUAAGGUUACUCUUAAAAUGGAUGGCAAAGAGACUUCUGUUGACUUUGAGUUUGAUGCCUCCAUGUCUGUGCUAACCCUUCGCAAACCAGGCAUGAACGCUGGUGCAGACUGGGCUGUGGUGCUGCUGUAAGGGAACAGAAGCUUGAAGCUGUAGUUGCAGGAUCCAAAAGUACUUUACAUUAGUGACCAAGAACUGAAUGUUUUUGAAGAAAAUACAGCCAUGAAAUACUAGACCUAUAAAUGCAAGACUACUUUCAAAAACAAUCAUGUAACUAUAAAUGCAUACAUUGUGUGCACAUGAGAUUAAAAAAUAUGAAAAACAGUACCAGAUAUCAAGUCAUUUAUGAUUCAGGGACAAAAGGAAGUGUAAACUAGUGGAUGUUUCAGAUUUUGUAAACGGUUGUUCAGAAGUCAGACUGAUGUUUUGAAGUAAGGUUUCAGGGAGGAAUGAAAAUGUAAUGCACUUAAUUGUUACUGUUUGUUUGAAUCAGCCCGAUUUACUACAUUAUUUGUGUUUUGUAAUAUUUCAUCCAUUUUAAAUAUUUGGAUGGUUGUAGAGGAGAUAAUGAAGCUGGCAGCUCUUUUUGGAACAAGAUCCAUGGGCUUGAAAUAGUUUUAGGGGACUAAACCACUGAUUUAGUGGGAAUAUUUGUCAUUUUCUUUAAUGUUAUUUUCUUUAACGUUUUUCCUUUCUUUGUUUCCUAGUGGUUUUUCAUUUGCAGUUAAUGCAGCAAAGUGAUCAUGGUUUUAUUGCCUCUGUAAAAGAUCAUGUACAAUAUCACAAACAGGGUUUUGUUCAUUCCUGCUUUACUGCUGAUGUAAAAAGCACUAGAUUCCUUGGUUGCUCCAGUGAAGACCAAACUGAUCUUUGUUCCCAAUAAAUAGUUUAAUUGUGACCUUGGGGAAAACUGUAUUUUUGUUUUAAACUGUUUUCAAGAGAUAAAAUCAUUCCAGCAUGAUGGACCCACCAGACUGACCUGAUACAUUAAAUGAUUUGAUGUUUGGGUGUUUUAAGAUCGAAAUAAAACAGUUGUACAAUUCUCAAA